This is a messenger RNA of Actinia tenebrosa (Australian red waratah sea anemone), 2878 nucleotides long. RefSeq lists its product as uncharacterized. The record is from RefSeq and is a predicted model, not a curated record. Gene Ontology annotation, molecular function: oxidoreductase activity. Lineage: Eukaryota; Metazoa; Cnidaria; Anthozoa; Actiniaria; Actiniidae.
UAGGAAACGAACCAUCACCCUCAAACUUCUUUCGCGGCUCUCCAAUCGUGUUUGUAAAGCUAGAUAUCGUCCUACGAUUGAUUCUGUAAUGCUGCAUUAUCUUCUUAAAGUUAUUACAGCGAUAACCACGCAAUAAAGAGCAAAAAGAGGAAACUUAGACAAUCGAAAAAAAGGUUGAUGUCAACAGCGGGAAUGCGGAAAUGAAACGAUUGUUCUUCCUAGUGAAUUGCUACUUAUUCUUGGCGUUAUUAUUUCUCAAAAAUUGUCAAUCAAAACUUGAAACUUCAAGUAAUCACAAGCCCAGUGAAAGGAAUUUGAAAGAGUUAGCUAAGGAACUUGAAAAUAACUUCUUGAAUCUAUCAAAUCCAAUAAAAACGAAGCGUAAAGGACAAUUUCAGUUAAUGCCACCAAAGCUAGACAUCAUAUUUGCCUUGGACGCAAGUCGUGGAUCCUCAAAGGAUAUUUUUGAGUAUCAAAAGAAUCUUACCAAGGUGUUGAUCGAUAGCUUCAGCAUAUCACCUAGCAACGCAAGGGUUGCCAUAGUUUCCUGUUCAAGCAACUAUGUGCACUUUAAUUUUUUUCUCGAUGCUCAUGUCAACAAGGAAUGCUUAGUUGGUUUCAUUCCUACUUUGAGGUAUCUGAAACAAGAAAGAGCGCUAGGAAAAUGUCUACAGUCAAUUUACUGGCAAGCAUUUGUAAAAAGACAUGCUAUUCGGAAAGAAGCCAACAAAGUGCUGUUUAUCAUAUCAGCCGGGAAAUCAUCUGAUAUGACUUCAUCGGCUUCGUAUGUGAAGAAACUCGAGCGAAGAGGUGUGAAAAUAUACGGACUAAGUAUUGGUGCUGAUAAAAAUGGAUACAAGCAGGUCCAAGGUAUCGUGAGCCGUCCAAUCAGAGAGCACUUAUUUCAUGUUCCAAACCUGGUUGAUAUUCCUACGAUAAUCAAAUUAUUGAGUGGAAAAGGUUAUUAUUCGUCAAGUUGCAAAAAUGAUGGAAAACCGCUGUACGAUGAAUGUGGGCGCUUAUGCCAAUGCCAAAAUGGUCACGUGACAAACUGCACUCGAAUCCGUAAAUUCUACUCCACGAUGUCAGUUCAAGAGCGUUUUUUGUUCAUAUUUGCUUUCAGGAUCAUAACAACUCGGCCACAGUUUAAAAGACAAUUUAAAGAAUACGCAAACUCUUAUAGAAAUUACUUUUCCCGGUAUAUCCACACAAGAAGGUAUUUCUUACCAUGGCAUAGAGCUUUUCUCUUGAAAGUCGAGAAUCUGCUUCGCUCUGUCGAUUGCCGCAUUACUCUUCCGUAUUGGGACUGGACUCUAAUAUCCAAGUUUCCUCGGCCAAGUACAGCAAAUAUCGUGUGGGAAUCUUUACGUGGCUUCGGAGGAAAUGGGGUCGGCAAAGACAUGUGUGUUGAAAACGGUCCAUUUGGUAAAGAGAAGUGGAAUUUUGAGGGAAAAGACGUAUCUAAGGAAUGUCUGAAGAGGAAUUUUGCCAAAAAUACCAAACUUCCUGAUGCAUUGAUUAUUCGUUUAGCUCUUAAUACUUCAACGGAAGAUUUUAAAGAGUUUGAGUUUAUUCUCCGUUUAGGGUUCCACCACAGUGUGACAUGCGCAAUAGGAGGUACCAUGUGUUCUAAAGAUAAUAUCUGGAGCCCUGAGUACCUGAUUAUUGCAUCAUUUAUUGAUUCACUUUGGGGCAAGUGGCAGGACAAAGAGCGGGGACGUUGGCCUACUGGAUUUCAAGAUAUUUCAGAUAUCUUACCGGGGUUUUCCAUGUAUACCGGAGAGGUUCUUCAGCUGAAGAAACAGCCGGGUUGUGUACGAGUAAUGUACGAUGAACCAAAUAGUGAAGCUUUGCAAAAGAUCGAGGAUCUAUGGGGAGAUAUACGAAACAAGACUAACUCACAAUCGAGACAUAUUCAACGUGGUCCAUUGAUUUACUCUAAAAGGGCUGAAGAGCUGUAUGGAGGUCUUACUGAGGAAGAACGAUCCCAUCUUUCAAACCUUCCCUCUUAAUCAGGGGGCGAAGGAGAGAGAGGGAGUUUAACCGCUCCGUCAAAUUCUACUAAAAAUCGUAAAGUUUCCUUUUUUCCGAUCCCUAUUUUUUGGGCUGGAGGAAUUUUUGCGCUAAAUCUUGUUUGCUCCUCCAAUACUAUUACUUUUCUUAAGUCUGAAACAGCUUUCGCGUAAACAAAGUUUUUACACUGUGAAAGCCUUCUUCAUAAGAGGAAGAGGGAAAGGAAAUUGUUUGGUAAAUUUUUGCUUUACAGCACUAUUGAAUUGCUUACCGACAGAACAAUCUACUAGUAGCCACAUAGAAUUUCGUUGUGCAUGCAUUCGACGCCCCCAGGUUCCGGAGUCAGUCACCCUAGCUUCAUAGACAGUGAAGGCGGAACUUGAAAUCAACCCAAGUACACACGCUAUAACGUUUUACUUUUAUUCUGUGACACUUGCUCAGCUUGAAACGCAGCUUUCAAAUUUUGAGUGAAACAAUAUUUUGUGCAUGUGGAUUUAUAACCAUGACUAAAAUCGGUUCCUACUUCUAUGGCUUGUACCCAGCCUUUUUGAAAGUUUGAGUGUUAAGCAGCAUGCGCAGUUACUACUUUGACACAGUUUUAGUGUUACGCAUGCGCAGUUUCUACCAUGACAGUUUCAGCGUUACACAUGCGCAGUUUCUACUAUGACACAGUUUUAGUGUUACGCAUGCGCAGUUUCUACUAUGACACAGUUUUAGUGUUACGCAUGCGCAGUUUCUCCUAUGACACAGUUUUAGUGUUACGCAUGUACAGUUACUGCUACGACCUAGUUUGAUUGUUACGCAUGCGCAGUUAUAACUAUGACAGUUUGAGUAACGGCAAUCAAAUAUAAUUCACAUGAGAAUA